This is a messenger RNA of Pipistrellus nathusii (Nathusius's pipistrelle), 198 nucleotides long. Lineage: Eukaryota; Metazoa; Chordata; Mammalia; Chiroptera; Vespertilionidae. The record is from the annotation of a GenBank genome assembly.
AUGAUUGACUUAGUGGCUUUUGAGGAUGUGGCUGUGAACUUCAGUCUGGAGGAGUGGGCCUUACUGGAGCCUUCACAGAAGAUACUCUACAGAGAUGUGAUGCUGGAAACCUUCAGGAAUCUGGUUUCCACAGGUAAAAAAUGGGAAGAUGUUGAUAUGGAAGAUCAGUACAAAAACCAACAGAGAAAUCAAAGGUGA